AAAAAAAGACAUCAAUAACUAUGAAAGACAUAAAUCUUUGGGGCCGGGUAACGCGUCGUUAUUCUGUAGUGAGUACAAAUCCAAAUGUGGUUAGUGAACCGGAUCCAAAAAAUGCCUCAGCUGCGGAUGAUUAUGAUGUGGUUGAUUUAUCCAAAUGUCAUGUUUAUAAUAAAACUACGAUAGUUAAUCGUAUGAUUGAUCAAAAGUUAUGGCCUAAGGGUACUUUUAUGUUCCUAUUGUUGGGAUUGUUGGGGAUUUUAUCAGGCUGUUUCUUUUUAAUGGUGCAUCCAUACGAAUUAAUUUUCAAUUGGAAAGUCCAAUUUAGUGAGGGAUCCGAAAUAUACGAAUUAUGGAGAAAGCCACCAGUUAAUUUAUAUUUAAGAGUUUAUUUAUUUAAUGUCACAAAUGCAGAAGCCUUUUUAAGAGGCGAUGAAAAAUUAAGAGUGGAAGAAGUUGGUCCAUAUGUCUAUGAAGAAAAUUUGGAACAUGUUAAUGUAACUUUUAAUGAUAAUGGGACGUUAUCAACUAUACCAAAGCAUCCAUUAGUAUGGAGACCAGAUUUGUCGCAAGGACGCAGAGAAGAUGAUAUUUUAAUUUUGCCACAUAUUGCACUUUUGAGUAUAACGCAUGUAAUGCAUGAUGCUUCGUACUUCACACGUCUUGGUUUAAAUCUUCUUAUUCGUCAAACCAAAACUGAACCUUUGGUGGCAAUGACUGCAAAAGAAUUUAUGUUUGGAUAUGAAAGCUCUUUGGUUACUCUUGGUAAUAAUGUCAUGCCUAAUUGGAUUUCCUUUGAUAAAUUAGGACUUAUUGAUCGGAUGUAUUUCUUCGAAGGCGACUACGAAACUGUAUAUACGGGUGAAUCAAAUAUUAAACAUACUGGAUUAAUAGACACAUAUCGUGGAUCACGUAAUUUACCACAAUGGCCCGAAGAACAUUGUAGCAAUGUAAAUUUAGCAUCAGAUGGUACCAAAUUUUUGGGCGGCAUCGAAGAAGGUGAAGAACUGUUGUUCUACAGAAAGAGUUUAUGCCGAGCAGCACCUCUUGUAUUACAAAAUAAAACUGAAAUAAAUGGUUUAACGUCCUGGCAAUAUACCUUUAAAGAUAACAUUUUGGACAACGGUGAAUUUAUUAAGGAAAAUAAAUGUUUCUGUCGAAACGGGAAUUGUUUCAGACGUGGAUUGAUCGAUGUGACUGACUGUUAUUAUGGUUUUCCAAUUGCAUUAAGUUAUCCACAUUUUUGGGACAGUGAUCCAUCAUUAGUGGAAGAAGUUGAAGGAAGUUAUCCAGAUCAACAUAAACACCAGACAUUCUUCCAUAUUUCUCCGGAUUCUGGAUUACCAUUAAAUAUAUCCGUAAAAUUCCAAAUCAAUAUGGCAUUAGGACCUAUUGCCCAUAUGGCUCAUGUUGAACGAUUUGCAAAUAUGGUUUUACCACUUUUAUGGUUCGAUAUUCAUAUGUAUGAAUUACCAGAACCGUUAAAUAAUCGUUUCAAAUUAUACUUAAACUAUUUGCCAGUUGCUGAAAAAAUGGGAAUGUAUGCAUCGUUCUUCAGUGGUAUUUUCUUUAUAGUUACUGUUAUAUAUAAAUUAUUAUACUCAAAUCGCGCAGCAAUUGCACAAAAUCACAAAAUCUCAAAGAACAAACAACAUCAUUGGCUUGACCAAAAUAUGACAAAAAGUGUUGAGAAUCGUUUAAAUGAUUAUAUAAAAGUUGAACGACGUAAUAGCAUGACUAACAAAGAAUUAGAAAUCUAUUAUAAUGGUUUGGUAACACCAUUAAAUCAAGACAUUGCCGAAGAAGACUUCGCUAAUAUGAAAGAAGAUAUUGUAUGAACAAAUUUAAAACAAAAUUGUAGCUCAAGCUUUCAAGAUUUUCACUGACGUAAAGGAGUUUAUCUGUUUACCCAAUUCCAUGUAAAUAACUUAAUCAUAGAAUUUUACUGAUAAAUAUUAGUUAAUCGUAUAAUUAAUGAAAAACAACAAAACGGCUGGUCCGAUUUUGCUAGUUAUUACCAGUAAAUCAAAGUUAUGACAUGGUGAAACAUUGUAGUAAUAUUUUCGAUACAAAAUAAGUUCAUUUCCAGCGAAACGUCUAAAAAUGAACACAGUAGGCGUACUUUUUUGUUUUGAUCUGACAGCUGAAUGAUAAUAAUAAUAAUAGGUGUUUCAAUCUUUUUGAAGAUGUCGUAAAAGUUUACGCAAUAAGUUGAAAAAUUUUUGCUUAGAUCAAAAUGAAAUUUUUUUUUUAUCCAGUUCAUCAUGCAUAUCAUUAUUGCUCAUUUAGGGAGACAUGUCUCAAAAAAUUGCUCAAUUUGAAUUUUCAAUUAAUUAUUUCUACAGAAAAGUAUUAUUAAUGAUAUAUUUAGUACAGUUUUUAAUCAAUUAGACCGUGAACCCACAAUAAAGCGAAAUUUCUACGAUUAUUUUUUGCAGCUAUUAAAAGGAUUUAUACAGGUAAAUUUGGUUGAUUUAUACAGGAAAUAAUGAGGGAUUAAUCGUGCCUUGAUGGUCGAAUUUAGGAGGGUUUAAUAGAGUCAUUGUCUGCACAAUGCGUUCUAAACAAUCGCAGGAAGCUUACAACUGUUGAAAGGAUUAGAUAAUGGUUUUGUUUAUAGAACUACACUUCAUUUUUCAUUCCUUACUUCCUUCAAACUGACUUCCUGACAUAUUACUAUCAAUAACUUUCUUUUAAUGUAUAUAUAUAGGGUAGACAAAAAAAUUUGUGGAAAAUCACAAAUUCGACAAUCCAGCCACGAUUAAACUCAUAAUUUUAUCAAUUAUUAUCAAUCCUCAAACAUUCAGACAAAGGAAGUCGUACGAAUUUCUUUAGAUUAUGAGCUUAUACCCCUGAGGGUCUGCAUAGUUAUUAUUGUGUUUUUAUUCAUUUGAUUGUUUGACUUACAGUUUGCGACCAAAAAUUUUUUAAUUUUAGUCAAACUUUCCAUCAAAUAUUUUGACGCGAAUUCUCAGUUUGUUAAGAUUUAUAAUUUUAAAAGUCUCGAAGUUUUAUGGAAGGUAAUAUGGGUUUUAUUUUAUGAUAAAGUUGUUUACAUUUCGAAAUUCUACUUGGGGUAAUCAAAUAUUAAAAAUUUGCUGAAUUGAAACAAAGUUUUUGGCUGUUCUUUAUUGACCAAACAUUGUUUCUGUUUCCAACAGUUAUUUUUUACCAAAAUUUUGAACUACGGUUAUUAAGAUAUUUUUUUAAAAGUAUACCGUAUUCAAGAUAAUUGUUUCCAGUAAUUAAGUAUCGAAUUUAAUCUAUUUAUUUAUUGUGAUCAAUGCCUAGAGUUGUUAUAUUUCUUGCCAAAUAUUGCCACAAAUAAUUUAUUGAUUUUACAGAAACAAUUUAAGAUAAUUGAAUUUACAAUCAAAACCCCAAUUUUUUCAUUUUAUGAAAAUAAAUUUAUCAUGCAAUCAAUUACCCUGUAAAAGUUACAAAAUUUAUAUUGUUAUUUUGAACCAUGUUCUUGCCAGUCAUGCUAAAACGUCACACAAAUUUUAUUUAUUUAACCG
Molecule: messenger RNA, 3515 nt
Organism: Chrysoperla carnea
Lineage: Eukaryota; Metazoa; Arthropoda; Insecta; Neuroptera; Chrysopidae
Product: scavenger receptor class B member 1
Exons: 8
Coding region: 21-1835 (604 amino acids)
Cellular component (GO): cytoplasm; membrane
Molecular function (GO): scavenger receptor activity
Source: RefSeq, a predicted model, not a curated record